AUGCGGCUGUAUGGAGCCUGGAAGCUGCUUCCUUUGCUGCCAUGGGCGCGAGCAUUGCUCAGCCGCAGGGCCGAAGCUGGUCUAGCCUCCUUGGCGGCCUCUGAAGAGGGAGAGGCCCGGCAGAGUUCGGACUUGAUCUUGGAGGCGUGCAUGCAGCAGGACCAGUGGCAUCGCAUUCUGCUUCACAGCCAGCUAAAGGGCGUUUGCAUGGAGAUGUUGGGCUGUAUCCAAACUGUCCACAGUGUGGCAGUGGGUCGGCAUCUGCUGCUGCUGGCCAUCCGGGCGAUGUCGCAAUCCCAGGGCCGUCUACUGAGGACCUGGGAUAGCAUUCUCUUUCACAUGGAACAGAUGGGCCAAUGGGGAAGGGAAAUGAUCAGGCACUGGGAGACUCCCGAGAAAACAUCUCAGUUACAACUGUCUGCGCGUACUGCCGCUAACAGCACGCUGAAGACCCAAAUGAACGCAUCAAGCUGCGUUGCUGCAGAUGCCACGCGACGCACAGAGCUUCAAGGAAGGAUCCUGGCAACCUGCGCAGACAUCUGCCAUGGUCCGACCUGCAAGGAGUGUCAAACUUUCGCAGCGCGAGAGACAAGUUGGUCCUUGCUCAUGAAGCAGGUGGACCUUCUCGGGCAUGCCUUCAAGCGGGCCGUCCAGGAAGCUCGCGAGGAUGCGUUGGACAAACAGGAGGAGAAGCUCUCAAUUUUUUGCUUUGCCUGGACGCCUCGGCGAGACUAUGAUGAGAAAAUGUUAGCUGAGACCCGAAAGCAGUAUCGAAAGUGUGACGGCCAUAUCUUCUACACGGACCAUGCUGCUCCUGGAAAACAGAAGGAGACUGACUUCAUGAGGGUCGUCGUGCCUCCACAGAGCGUGGACCGCAACGAUGACAACUGGCUAUAUCACAGGAACAUGGUUGGCCUUAUGCCGUCAUGGAACCAUCUGAUCCAUUCGAACUUCGUGGACGAGCACGACUGGUUCAUCAACUCCGAAUUGGAUCACUUCCUCAGCCCCGCACGAGCCAGACAGACGAUUGCCGAGUACCUGCGUGGACUCCGCGAUGGCUCCGAGGAAGAGCAGGCCAGCCUCGAUGGGCCGAUCAUGCUGAUGUGGGGGAACGCCUUCGUCUUCAACAGGAAGUUCAUGCAGGUCAUGAAGCAGCACUGGGGCAAGCUAGGACGGACUGCCCGGCCAGGAGGCCCCGGCGAUGAGGCGGCGGCCGUUGGCUGUCCCAUGUUCAUGGACGACACGGCAGAGUGGCCUCAUAGCUGCUCCCAGGACGUUGUCUACCCGCAUUUGGCGACCGUCACUUUGCCCCGACAAUUUGGUGUGACUGUUGCAAAGCCGGGAUCUGCCGGCUGUGGCGCCGGUUCAGUCAAUGGCAAGCACAAGGCAUACCCUUUGGGCUGCUGGGAGCUGCAUCUCAAUCCCAUCCACGGUGGGGAGCAGGCAGCUCUGAAGGCGAUCAAGGAGCUGGCAGAAAUGAACCGCUUCAAGGAUCCCAAGAAGGCUACCGAAUACUGUCAAAGACACAAGCUGGAUGCCGUGCGGAAUAACUGCAUGCGCUUCUGGGACGGCAGGAACGUGCCCCUCAUCCACCACUUGCACACCGUGUCUGAGCAGCAGCUGGCCCGGCAGCUACUUGACCACGACUCAUCCCCGUGA
Symbiodinium necroappetens is the source of this 1659-nucleotide messenger RNA. NCBI's taxonomy places the organism in Eukaryota, Dinophyceae, Suessiales, Symbiodiniaceae. The record is from the annotation of a GenBank genome assembly.